UCGCGUGCACUAUAAAGUCGUAUGUACAGUUCGAAAGUUAUUUAGAAGAAUUAAACGAGAUUUGCAAGAUAUUACAAAUCUGUUAGAAUAAACACCUUUAACAGACAAUGAGUUUUGUGUCAUAACAGUGGUUUCCUGUCAUAUAUACAUAACAAGAUGGUGUCUAACGAUGAUGUAGUGGGUACCUCAGGGCCCUCCAGCGCGCCCCAAGAUGUUGGCAACCCUCCCAUCGUUAUUUGUUCCACUGACCCAAAUGCGGCGGAACCCCAAAAGCCACUGGAACCCCAACAAACACUCAUCGAAAGCACCAUCUCCCCAAAACGAUUCUCACCACUCACCAGACAGGUUCUGGCAGCUUCUGGUCCCAUAAUGGCAACUGUAGCUGCUGGAAUGACAUCAGGUUAUUCGGCGAUUUUAUUACCCCAACUAAAAUUGGCAGAUAGUCCUAUUCAAAUUGACACUGAACAAGAGUCCUGGAUUGCAUCAGUAGCAGCUUUGCCAAUGUCGGCGGGUUGUCUGAUAUCAGGAGUUUUGAUGGAGCGAUACGGAAGACGAGCGACCCAUUUGCUGCUAUGCGUUCCUUUUGUUCUCGGCUGGGCUCUCAUAGCAAUGUCUAGCUCUAUAGCGCCUUUAUUAAUCGGCAGGUUCCUUACAGGUCUUUGUGUGGGUCUGCUCGGGCCACCAUGUUCCGUAUACAUCGGCGAGACGAGCGGGCCUCGUUACCGGGGAUUCCUGCUAGCGGCUGUGUCCCUUGCUAUAGCAUUAGGCAUUUUAUUGGCCCAUAUAAUGGGUACAUUUCUGCAUUGGCGCCUUACGGCUGCCAUUUGUUCCGCCUUUCCAUUCGUGUGCUAUCUGAUGAUGUCGAUAGCCCCCGAAAGUCCGAGUUGGCUGGUAUCCCAUGGAUAUCCUCUACAAGCAGAAAGAUCCUUUCGAUGGCUUCGGGGCUGCGAUGAUGAGUCUUUGUUGGAAUUGCAAACUUUAUUACAAACGCAUUCGGUCAAAUCGAAUACGAAUAAAUGGCAACACGCAAAGAAAGCAUCAUUUUUGAAGCCACUGAUAAUAAUCUGUAUAUUUUUCUUGACGUGCCAAUUCUCAGGCGUCAAUGCCGUCGCAUUCUAUUCAGUGACAAUUAUUCGCGAUGCUUUGGGGCCUAGUAUUAAUGAAUAUUUAGCUAUGGGAAUUGUGGACGUUGUGCGUGUUGUUAUGUCAGUCGUAGCGUGCAUAUUAUUGAGAAGAUUCGGCAGAAGGCCGCUGGCCGUUAUUAGUGGAAUUGGAACAUCUUUCUCGCUAUUAGUCUUGGCUGCCUAUUUAUAUUUGACCAGAAAUAAUGGUGGUGCAGCGUGGAUUCCAAUGCUGAGUUUAAUAAGUUAUAUUUGCUUCAUCAGCGUUGGUAUUGUACCUCUACCAUGGGCAAUGACAGGAGAAGUUUUUCCAACGGCGUUGCGCGGCCUGGGUUCCGGAAUUGCAUCUGCGCUGGCCUUUUUGGCAUUUUUUGUAGUAGUUAAAACCGGACCGGCUAUGUUUUUGAACAUCGGACAAGAUGGAACGUUUCUAACAUACGGAACCAUCGCUCUUCUCGGUACUAUAGUAUUAUACUUUUUCUUGCCAGAAACUAAAGACAAAACAUUGCAAGAAAUAGAAGACUAUUUCGUUCACUCGAAGGAUAAAGAAAAGCAAGAAGAUACAAACGUGUAAUAUAGUUGUAUUUUGGUAAAAUAAUUAUUUUUAUAAAGGACUGCAUAUCAUAUUCAUUAGUUACAACCCUCACAUUAGAUUUACUUAAACUAAUUUUAUUUUAAAAUAAGUAUUUGCCAUCGAUUAUAUUGCUGUUAUGAUGCGACACAGCUAAUAUGUGGUAUUUGAACAAUAUUUGAAUUCAUGUGAAUUACUUUGCCAAUUAAUUU
Ctenocephalides felis (cat flea) is the source of this 1904-nucleotide messenger RNA. RefSeq names its product facilitated trehalose transporter Tret1-2 homolog. Gene Ontology annotation, molecular function: transmembrane transporter activity. Gene Ontology annotation, cellular component: membrane. The transcript is spliced from 5 exons. Bases 157 to 1695 code for a protein of 512 amino acids. The record is from RefSeq and is a predicted model, not a curated record. Gene Ontology annotation, biological process: transmembrane transport. NCBI's taxonomy places the organism in Eukaryota, Metazoa, Arthropoda, Insecta, Siphonaptera, Pulicidae.